AUGUCUAGCGACCUAGAUAUACAUUUCCCAAACCGAAGGCGAGCUAGUACAAACCGCCAGCGGCCGAAAGUGCGCGAUGAAGAUAGGAAGAGGAUUGCUGUAGCGUUCGGUGCCCCCACUUACUAAUAGGAUCUGGGGGAAACAAGGAGCUAACAGAAAUCCAGAUGCGAUCAUUGCAAAACACGUAAAAUCAGAUGUGAGGAUUACCUCAAAAAGCCAUCCCUACGUUCAACAAUAGGGCAACCCUCCCAUACUAACUGGAAUCUAGGUACCGGGGAACAGCCAUGCCGGCAGUGCCAUAUUGCGAAUAUCCCUUGCACUUAUCCACCGGCCUCGGCCAAGAUCGUGAUCCCGGAAAUUUAUGUCGAAAAACUGCAAACGCGAAUUCUCGCACUUGAGAAGGCGCUUGUUGAGGGCAUACCGGACCAAAAUGUCCGUGAAGAACUUAUGAGUCGCCACGGAAUAAAGCUUCAAGGCCACACCACGCCUCCAGGCUCUUUUGCUGUUGGGCCAUCAUCGCCGCCCUGGCCAGGAAGCGGGAAUGUCGGGCACCGUAGCCCUACCACGCCGAACGAAGACUAUGGGGAAGAGGAUGAAGAAGGGCGGUUUCUGUCACAUCCAGAAAAUUAUUCCAGUAAGCCCCCAAAUCCGCUACCGGGGUCGAAGAGCGUUUAGGAACUCAUUUUUUCUUUUUCCUCUUCGCUGGUUGUAGGCUUCAUCGGAGACUGCGGAGGAGCUGCUUUUCUUGACAAAGUCCGAGACUUCAUCCGGUCCACCCUUCCUCUCAUACCCAGACAGCCUGGGUAUGUAAUUGGCCGAAGCUUUCCUGCUGACCCCAUGGAAUCGUUCUCCUCGGUGACAUCCUCAUACUACGGUCAUGAUAAUUUGCCUUUAUCAUUACCCGUCACAGAGCCUUAUGCCCUACCGCCAAAAGGGCAGGUGCUCCAAUGCUUAGAAAUCUUCUUGAAAUUUCAUGGCUGUGGCACAGCAAGCCAUCCUGUUGCUGGCGGUGGGAUAUUUCACUGGUUUAACCCAAGAAAAUUUUGCCUGGAUAUCGAGUCCUUGUAUUCUGGAGCGACCUACAGUGCAUCCGUAGGUGGGGGGGUGUCGUCAGUCGAUUAUACGACUCUCUGUACACUUAAUAUGGUUUUAGCUUUGGGUUGCCAGGCAGCGGCGAUUAGCUCAGGCGGUCCACCGAUCGAAGAGGGAUUAACUGGCCUGCCGCCUUCCUGGCGUCCGGUCCCUAGUUCGACAGCUGUUCCUCCACUAAUGGAAGGAUACGAUCCCACACGAGACCAUCCUGGAUCAUAUCCCCACACGAGUCCGAAUACUCAUCCGGGAAUGCCAUUUUUUUCGCGGGCCAAACUCCUCCUCGUGAAUCCAAUAGAAGAAGCCACUCUUCCGUAUCUCCGGGCAGUCACCCUAAUGGCAUUUUAUCUCUUGUCGGCUAGUAGGCGGGACGCUGCGUACAUGUAUGUAGGUCUCGCGGUUAGGAUGGCAGUAUCACACGGACUCCAUCGCACAUGGAGAAAAGGAGAAUGGGUCCAGGGAGGGGCAGGGCGCUAUAGCGGGGUUAGCUGUCGGGAUACUCCGCCACUCAACCCUAAUGAAGAUCUCGGAAAGAGAGUAGAAUAUGAAGAAGGCAAACGUGAAUUUUGGAACAUUUAUGUGCUUGACAGGUUGAACCCUAACCCUGAAACCUUUAUGUAAGGAGUUCUCCAGGGUGCCCGUAACUAACGCGAUCUGAUACUAGGAUAUUCAGUUGUUUCACGGGGAGACCGGUAAUGCUAUCGGACGACGAUAUUGAUCUAGAUCUCCCUGGGGAUGUUGUAAGAUUUUCUUUUUGAUAACGGUCACUUCAAAGUUUCUCACAUACAUCCAGGAUGAUUCGUUACCGUCAGGUGCCGGCCUUUCCGCCCACGUACGAUUGUGCAAGAUAAUAGGAGAUGUUGCGAGCAGUAAACCUCUUUCUUCAUUGCCAGCGCAUCAAAGAUAUCGAGUGCUGACUUGUGAACAUAGGGGUAUAUCGGAUCCGCAAGGGGCCCCCAGGACAGCCCGGGGAGAGACAAGACGUUAUUAAAACCAUCGAGAGGGUCCAUGAAGAGCUCAACACAUGGAGCGAGACUUUGCCGCCCGAGAUUAAAUUAGUGAACGGUGUUGCAAGGGAGCGCUCGGUUGUCCUCCUGCACCUACUGCACAACCAGGUAGUCUAUCCUGACCCCAUCCUCGUAAUACCAGCUAAGGGCCCGGGACAGAUGUACAUUGUGACGACUAGGCCAUCGUUGCUACUAGCGGCCAAGCAACGCACGGCUGCUCUCUGUCUCUCCUCCGACAAUAGCCCGAGCCUUCCUGCAUAUAUCGAGGAGCAUGUCAGUAUGUGUAUCAGUGCUGCACGAAGGAACAUGAUGCUAGCCAAGCAGCUCGAAGAAUCGGGAUGGAUCUCUCACCAUUCGUUCACAGACCACCAAUACAUCUUCAACGCUCUCGUAGUUUUGCUGCUAAACCGCUUGGUCCGAGAAGGAGGGCAAAAAGGCUCGUCGAUGGAGGGGACCGACGAGAUCCCCAUAAAUGAUGAGAAAGACAUCAACUUCGGCAUCCUGACCCUAUCCAGAUCUGGGGAAAGGGGUAACGAGACAGCCGCAGACAACGCCAAAAUAUCGUCGGAACUCGAAGCCGCUGUUUCUCGGAUAUUGGGCUCAAGACGUCAGGAGUCACCCGCAUCCCCGGCCCAGUAUUCGGAUCAUGCUGCUUCGAGCGUGGGACUCGUUUCCGACUAUGCGGUUAGGGACUAUGCAAACCCACAGUACCCAGCUCGGUUCAACCUAUCCCCCGCCCAAGCUGAUUCGGCAACCGAGGAAGUUUCCGCAUGGCUCCAAACGGGGCACUUCGACAGGUAA
This is a messenger RNA of Tuber aestivum (summer truffle), 2897 nucleotides long. The record is from the annotation of a GenBank genome assembly. Lineage: Eukaryota; Fungi; Ascomycota; Pezizomycetes; Pezizales; Tuberaceae.